Branchiostoma floridae (Florida lancelet) is the source of this 990-nucleotide messenger RNA. Its product is annotated as spindle and centriole-associated protein 1-like. Gene Ontology annotation, biological process: mitotic spindle assembly; metaphase chromosome alignment; regulation of centriole replication. Lineage: Eukaryota; Metazoa; Chordata; Leptocardii; Amphioxiformes; Branchiostomatidae. The record is from RefSeq and is a predicted model, not a curated record. Bases 154 to 990 code for a protein of 278 amino acids. Gene Ontology annotation, cellular component: centriole; spindle; centrosome. The transcript is spliced from 10 exons.
GCCAGCGUUAUAAGGUCAAAGGUCACACCGCUGUGCUGCGGCCAAGCGGGAGAUUCAGACGAUGGUUUCACCAGCAAAGUCUACUGCAGCAGUUUUUGACGUCUGACGUUGGAAUUCUGCUAGAUUAGUUUAUCCAACACAAGAGUGAGCAGGAUGUCGUUUGUUCGCGUAUCCCGACCACGACAACGCUUUAACAGCGGAUCCAGCAAAGGAAGGAGAAAGCCCAGACCCAAGCCUUCACCGCCACCCUGGGAUGACACAACCUCAGACCUCAGCGUACACAAAGCAACAGAUGAAGAGAUUAAACACCGCCACGAGGUGCACCAGUCCAAGAACCUGGAUGUUAUCCGACUGGAGAACCAGAAGAUGAUGAUACAGAAAGCUCGUGCUCGACCAAAGACCCCUUCAACAGUGGAGAAGCGGAAAGCUGCACUUCUGAGGGAAGUGUUGUAUGAUCACAGUCAGUUGCAGGACGUCCUGUCCAAGUCUGACCGUGUCAUGGCUGUGGUCAGAGACUUGUUUGGAGAUGACCCAAAGAGAUAUACAGGGUUCCCCAAUGUGACCAAGGCCCCUGACAACCCCAGUGGGAGAGGCCCAGUGAUAGAGCCCCCUGAGCAGCCCACCCAGCUCUCCAUGUUGAGUCAAUCCAUUAUGGACCAGAGUGCUCUGAAUGAAGUGGAUGCAGAAAGAGAGCAAGGAGAGGCUGGCGAGGAACAGACACUUUCACAGCAGUUUGAGUCCAGGCUGGACCUGCAACGUUUCCGAAGGUUCUUGGAACAAGAGAGACAGCAGGACAGCACCCUCAGACAGCAGGACAGCACACUCAGACAGCAGGACAGCACACUCAGCACAAUCCCAGGGGAACAGCAGGGGCAGCAAGGUGCAGCUACCAGUACCAUGUUACAGGCUGGUACCUCUCAUCAAGUGGAGAACUCCAACCCUGUUAGGACAGUCAACACAAGUCAGAUGCAGUGUUUCAUAGUUAGUUGA